GUUGGAGUUCGCGCAUGCGCCGUGCGAUACGACGCUACUCCAGUCGGUUACCUCAGCUGUCACUCUUCCUCAAACUCCUUGAGGUCGACUGACGCUUCUGGCAACAUGGCUCUUAUCACAGGACUCUGCACUUUCUUGUACCACUUACCUCAGAUUUACAAAUGGCUACUGAAACCGUAUUAUAUCGCCCAGCUCGUCAUGACAGUCGCCUUCCUGGUGGUCCGAAAAGCUCCCGGGCUGUGCGAGCACCUGGCGACCCAGCGAGAGGACGGCAACUCCUGCGACUUUGACUGGAGAGAAUUGGAAAUUCUCAUGUUUCUCAGUGCAAUAGUGAUGAUGAAGAACAGGAGAGCAAUCACACUGGAGCAGCAUGUAGGCAACUUGUUCCUGUUCAGCAAAGUGGCCAACGUCAUCCUCUUCUUCCGGCUUGACAUUCGGCUUGGCAUCCUUUACCUCUCAUUGUGUGUCGCAUUCGUCAUGACCUGUAAGCCACCUCUUUACAUGGGCCCCGAGUACAUCAAGUACUUCAGUGAUAAGACCAUAGAUGAGGAGCUUGAGAGAGACAAUCGUGUCACCUGGAUUGUCGAAUUCUACGCCAACUGGUCCUCCGACUGCCAGUCUUUCGCUCCCGUCUUUGCCAACCUUUCGCUCAAGUACAACUGUGCUGGACUCAGGUUUGGGAAAGUGGACAUCGGACGUUACGGAGAGGUUUCAGAGAGGUACAAGGUUAGUACUUCUCCUCUGGCUAAGCAGCUGCCUACACUGGUGCUUUUCCAAGGGGGGCGAGAAAUUAUGAGACGUCCAAUGGUAGACAACAAAGGGAGAGCUGUAUCUUGGACCUUCAAUGAGGAGAACAUUAUCCGAGAGUUCAACCUCAAUGAGCUCUUCCAAAAAUCCAAGAAGCUUAACAAAGGCCGCGGUUUGAAAGAAGAGAAGCAGAACGGCUCUCAGCCAGAGGAGGGCAGCGAUGAGCUCUAUGGUGAAGCUGACAACCCAGAGCAACCCAGUGAAAGCAAGAAAGACCAGUGAAAUGAGGGGGACGCUGUCUUUUUCUUCCAACAUUGUCAUGCUUCACAUCACUGCAGAGUCUAGAUUAUAAUGGAAUUAAGAGAAGAAAAUAGAUUUAACCUCUGCUAGAUGUCAUUCCUACACAAAGUCUUUACUGUGGAAAAUAAAUACCAAGACCAAAAAACAAAACAAAACAAAACCAGACCAGCUGGAUGUUCCCUGUUCUGACUGGGUAUGACAGCAUGGCAUGAAAUCAAAAGAUAAGCAAUAAUUUGGCGACAUUUUCUAACAGACCUUAAGUUAUUUGAGAACAAAUGCCUUUUUUUGUAAUAUUUAAUUUUUGGCUACUUACAGCAACACAUCAUUACUGCAUGUAAAUGUUUACUGCCUGUUUUAUGCAAUUAGUGCGUUUACUGAUGUCUCACAUUUCAAAACCAAAGACGAGAGCUGAAAUAAAAAAGAUUUAAGAUUCGUGACACUUAAGGUUUUUCAUCAGUUUGACCUUUUUAUUCUGAGAAGACAUCUUUUUAAAAAUUCUUUGUAAGGCCAUUUUGGAAAUGUCUUUAAUGUACUCGUUAAAGAUAUUUGUGAAACUCGUUCCAUUCAUCACAGCCCACAACAGCGACAGUUUAUCUCACAUAAAACUAUACUUACUAUACCCACAUGGUUUCAAAUUGUUCAUUGGCCACCAUUCAUGGCCAGAGCAGGAAGAAAAGUUAACACAGAUUCUCUUUAUCUCAAUACGACGGCUGCUUGUGCCAUUAAUGCUUCUUUUCUUGUUACCAUCCACACAUGAACCCACAUUUGGACAUUUGAUAUGAUCAAUAUUCUCACAACUAUGCACACCAGCGAAGCAUUCGGCACGACAAA
Molecule: messenger RNA, 1878 nt
Organism: Scatophagus argus
Lineage: Eukaryota; Metazoa; Chordata; Actinopteri; Scatophagidae
Gene: tmx2a
Product: thioredoxin-related transmembrane protein 2a
Exons: 8
Coding region: 106-1029 (307 amino acids)
Biological process (GO): brain development
Cellular component (GO): membrane-bounded organelle
Molecular function (GO): disulfide oxidoreductase activity
Source: RefSeq, a predicted model, not a curated record